UAUAUAGAAAUUCAAAUUAUAGGCCCAAAACUAUACUUCAUUACAAUUUUUUUUCAAAAACAAAAUAAUAAUUUAAGGCGUCGGAUACUUAUAUUUACAGAAGUCGUGCUUGCAUUUUUGAAUAUUCGAUGGACCCGUUUCAAUCUUCAAAUUAUUAAAUACUGUAUAUAGUUGGAUUUUAAGGGGUGAAAUUAUCAUGGGAAAACUAACCUACAAAGUUCAAAGACUUGAUUGUCUUGGGAUAACUAUUCAAACUUUCAUGUUUUUUUUUUGAAUGAACAAACUUUCAUGUUUUCACAGAAGUAAUUUUGCAAGGAAGAAAAAACAUCCAUGGAGGAGAUGGUCGAAGAAAACUAAGCAUUAUGUUUCGAGUUUUUUUCUUUUAAUAUAUACAUACCGUUUAAAAUAUUUUUGCAUAUACAAAUCGACCAUUGUGGUUUUUGGCUAAUGAAAAUGUAAUUUGUUAAAAGUAAUUAACAUGUUUUUAUUCUUUUAUACUUUAUAAGUAUGUAAAUCUUCAUGUUGCUUUAACUUAUAUAUAUGGUAAGUUCGUGAAUUAUAUCUGAACAUGUCAGAAAACAUUGCAAACUGCAAACACUACACAUUUGUCUAUAGCUUUGACUUUAUAAUUUCAAACAUUAAUUUGAUGUUGGAUCUCGAACAUUUUUUUUUUCAACACAAGGAUCUCGAACUUGAACAUCCAUAUAUUCCAUACAUUCACUAAUAAUAUUCAAAGAGAACAGAUCUUGAAAACAAAAUGUUUGGCAAAACAGAAGCCAAAACUUUCAAAGUUACAAUUAAAGGUGGAGAUCUCUUCGUCAAAAGACAAUCCAUGAGCUUUGAAAGAUACGUGAACCCAAAUUGCUUAACAAAAUAAUUCACACAAAAAUAAAAGUUCAAUUUUAGUAUUCAAUUUUUCAAUGUAUGCCGACUCAAGUCUAGUUAGGUUUUUUUCUUUUUGAAACACAGUUAGGUUCCUAGUUUUAAACAUGGUAAUAAUAAUAAUAAUCCUGAGAGUGAAAGGAGUCUCCUUUUUGUCUCUAUCUGUCUCCAAAUUUGAGUUUUUAUCGAGAGUAACACACACGUCUCCUCCCUUUACUUCGGCGAUUUGCUACCUCCCCUCUCUCUCUCUCUCCUUCCUCACUCUCCGGCUUUAUCAAAUUCUCUUUCCUCGGAGACACCGGAUCCGAUCGACCAGACUCUUAAACUUAUAACCCAUCAUGAGGAUUCUUCUGCAGUUUCUCCAUCUUUAAACUGAUUCACAGCUCUCUCCAGCUUUACGCAGUUUGGCCACCAAGUGUUCGUUGAAAUUCCUCAGAGAGAGAGAUGAAGGAUUUUCCUUCUUGCUUCGGUGAAAACGGCGUUCAAGUCGCGGACUCGUCGUCUUCAAACUCCGGCAAAAACGCUCAGAAUCUCGUCGCUUGCAUCUACCAGUGCCGUAUCCGAGGAAGGAGCUGCUUGAUCACUGUGACAUGGGCCAAGAGUCUGAUGGGCCAGAGCGUUACCGUUGGUGUUGAUGACUCUUGUAACAACCAGAGUCUCUGUAAAGUCGAGAUUAAGCCCUGGCUGUUCACCAAACGCAAAGGGUCCAAAAGCCUAGAGGCGUAUUCUUGUAAGAUCGAUGUUUUUUGGGAUCUAUCGUCUGCGAAGUUCGGAUCAGGGCCUGAAGCUUUGGGAGGGUUCUAUGUAAGUGUUGUUGUGGACAAAGAGAUGGUUCUGCUUCUUGGCGAUAUGAGAAAAGAAGCUUUCAAGAAGACAAACGCUUCACCUUCGUCGUCUCUAGGUGCGGUGUUCGUCGCCAAGAAAGAGCAUGUCUUUGGUAAGAGAGCGUUUGCUACAAAAGCUGAGCUUUGCGCUGAUGGGAAAAUCCAUGAUGUUGUGAUUGAGUGUGACACGAGUGUGACUGAUCCUUGUCUCGUUGUUCGUGUGGAUGGGAAGACGUUGUUGCAGGUGAAGCGGCUUAAGUGGAAGUUUCGUGGCAACGAUACGAUAGUUGUGAAUAGAAUGGCUGUGGAGGUUCUGUGGGAUGUUCAUAGUUGGCUCUUUGGGAUGCCUUCGGCGGGAAACGCAGUGUUUAUGUUCAGGACUUGUCAAUCUUCUUCGGAGAAGAGCUUGUCUUUCUCACAGGAUGUCAUGGCAACAACAACAAACUCCAAGUCUCAAAGUUUUGGUUUUUCUUUGAUUCUGUAUGCUUGGAAGAACGAGUAGAGAAAGAGAGUUUUUUACUGGGUACUAACAAAAAAACCUUUAAAGCGUCUGUUGAUUCCUUAUCGACAUUUGUUAUUUAUAGCAUGAUUAAUGAGUUGAUUUGUGCAAAAUAUAAUAUUCAUUACACAAUGCUGGAACCUGAUCAGUCUUGAAGAAUGCCAUCUCUGUAUACAUUAGUUACUUAUGUCCUAUAGAAUCUGUUAUGCCUUGCAGUC
This is a messenger RNA of Brassica rapa (field mustard), 2423 nucleotides long. RefSeq lists its product as uncharacterized. The record is from RefSeq and is a predicted model, not a curated record. Lineage: Eukaryota; Viridiplantae; Streptophyta; Magnoliopsida; Brassicales; Brassicaceae.